CUUUCCUUUUCGUGUCAAGCUCUAGAUCAUAUCCAAAAGAAAGAGAAGCAUGAUCAAUACAAUGAAGGUGUUACAACAUGAACAUCAACUAACUCUUAUAGAUUUAAAUCCAGAAUAUCCAAAUGAUAACGUUUACGAUGAUGAGUAUGAUUUGAUUAAAAAUCAAGCCUUUAAUUGUUCAUGUGGUCUUUGUUCUCGAGAAAUCACUUUUUUUCACAGGUAUUACUAUAAAUGUGAUCAGUGUGACUACUCGCUCCACAAAUUAUGCAAAGAACAACAGUUUCCAACAAAGUUGGAACACGCAUCCCAUGAAAUUUUUCACCCUAGCCACCAGCACCCACUAAUUCCCCUUUUUAAAGAGCUUUUGGCAAAAUGUGAUGCCUGUGGAGAGCAACAAGAAGGAGUUUUCUAUCAUUGUUCCAAAUGUGUUUGUUCCACAUGUGUUUCUCCUUUCAUCCAUAACGAUUGUGCUUUCCGGGAGAAAAGGUUGCACAUUCAACAAGAUGCACAUGAUCGUUUCUCUCAUGCUCAUCCACUCAUCCUUACGUACUCCUUUCCAAAAGCCGACCAAGAAGCCAAAUUUAAUCCUCCAUGUAGGAUAUGUGAGCAAUCCUUUUCUAAUUAUGAGAACCUUUGGGUUUAUAAAUGCGAGAAAUGCAGAUAUUAUGUUCAUCUUCAUUGUGCAAAUUUAAGAUUGAAGCCCUCCUAUUCAGGUACGGAUAUAACCAUAUCAAGCAAUAACGAAGACGAUUCUAAUGUUCUCCAUCUCCCAUUCACCGAUCAAACUUACAACAUGAUUAGUGAUUUUCUUUUCAAGAAAACUAUUGAGAUGAGUCUAACUCAUAAUAGUCAUAAGCAUCCACUGAUUCAUGUGGACACACCAACCUCCUCAAGAAUACCAAAAUUAUCCUUUCAUGAUCUGAUGAAUAAGAAUGAAGCUUUAUGCAAUGGAUGUCUGAGACCAAUCACGGACGACAUGGCGUUUUACAAGUGCACAUUAAAUGAUCAGGUAUGCAACUUUGUUCUCCAUGACUGGUGCACCCGGUUGCCUGCUGAAUUAAAAGGCUAUAGAGGUCACCCAAAACAUACGCUUCUUCUCUUGCCAAAGGCGCGCCAUAAUGUUCUUGGCGCGUUUGUAUGUAACACAUGCGACGGUUUUUGCAAUGGAUUUGUUUACGCUUGUGAAGAAUGUAGUUACUACGUCGAUGUUAUUUGUGCACUCCUACCCAAAAAAAUCAUACAUAAAUCUCAUCCAAAUCACCCACUUUCAAGAGUUGAGAAAAGACUGGGCAAAGAUCGUUGUCGUAUGUGUUUGCGUGAUUUCGUGCAUGACAAAGAAGUCUCGCUGAGUUGCGAAACUUGUAAAUUUCAUCUACAUCCCGAGUGCGCUAUCUCACUACCCCAGGCAAUUACGCACAAGUAUGACAAGCACCCAAUGACCCUAACUUACUCCCCAGCUGAAAACUAUGGUGGUGAUUAUUUCUGUGAAGUUUGUGAGGAGGAACUUAAUCCUAAUGCUUGUUUCUAUCAUUGUGAUAAAUGUGAGCAGUCCAUGCAUUCAACUUGUGCUCCAUUAUUGCCUAAAAGCAACACAUAUAUCUAUGACUAUGGGUUAAGUGUGACAAGUGUUUCUGGUUUGGUGAACAUAAAGUUCGGAAGCAUUCAUGAGACUCAAGAUCAUGAACACCCUCUUUUGCUUAUGCAAGGGACUGAAAGUGAUGGUGAUUGCACCAAGUGCCAUGGCAGAUUGAAUGGCUUUUUCAUCUUAAAGUGUCUAGAGCGUAAGUUUGCGAUUCAUAUACAUCAUUACUGGUGGUGAUGCUUCAUCUCUUUGAUAUGCACGUUUCAAAUAUUGUAUUGUUGAUCAUUCAAUGAUUUCUUUAUGAUAAUAAAUAUAUACCUUU
This is a messenger RNA of Helianthus annuus (common sunflower), 1904 nucleotides long. RefSeq lists its product as uncharacterized. Bases 50 to 1819 code for a protein of 589 amino acids. The transcript is spliced from 2 exons. NCBI's taxonomy places the organism in Eukaryota, Viridiplantae, Streptophyta, Magnoliopsida, Asterales, Asteraceae. The record is from RefSeq and is a predicted model, not a curated record.